CUCCUUCCGGGCUACAACAAUAUUAUCAAUUUUACCAUAGAUUAGUGGUCAGAUAGAUUUUUUUUUUAGUGUGUUUUAUCUGUAAGUCUUUCUGAAGAUUUGGAAAAUGGCACAGCCUGCCAGACUGAUCCUGUGUGUUGGUCUAGUGUGUGCUGGGAUAUUUGCAGUCUCUUCCACACAACCCAAUGGACGGAUCCGCACUCGACGGGCAGUGGCUAUGGAUGCUUAUUUAUUGUCCACAGAGAUCACCAACUUUCCGUUUACCGACUCCCUUCUCCAUUCCGACACUGUUUACUACAGAUAUGUAGAGUCAAUGGUUGAUUCAGUGUUGACUCAAGCCUUCAAUACCUCUGGUGGCACAGCAGGAUAUUAUCUGGGGACUGCAGACAUACAAUUCACGAAAGGUCAACUGAUUUAUACUCAGGCGACUAUUCUUUUCAAGACUCCAAACUUCUUCAACCACAUUUUAGUUGGAAAUAUAUUCACAGACUAUAUGAGUCAAACAACAAGCACACCGUUCACAAUUAACUCUUUAAACACAUUCGUGACCCCAUCUACUGUACCCACCACCACCACCUGGUCUCCCAGCGCCUACAGCUCCAGAGGGGUGUUCGUCAGUGAGAGCACGUUCCCAUUCCCAACCAGUUCCAGCACUGUUGGGCCUCAACUGCCAGCCGAUUCAACAGCCUAUUGCUUCUACAUGGAGAUCACCAAUCGAGUCUUUCAGGACUCUCUCCUGAAUCCCAGUUCAGCCAACUACAUUUCGCUACAGUCUGAGGUUGAGGAUUUGAUGGAUUAUGCCUUCAACUGCUCAUACUGCCCCCUGCUUGAUCUCUACACAGGCGCUACGUGCAUGGCCUUCAAGGCGGGGUCUUCCUCAGUGCUAGUGAAGAUGAAACUCACUUUCCACACACGAAUGUUGAAUGCUGUCGUGGUGAAAUACUUAUUCCUGCACCAAAUGGCUGCACAACCACCCACAGAUCUGAAACUUAACCUCGCGUAUACAAGAGAUGUGCAGACACCUGCAGAUGCCACAUAUCCUCUUCUGCAAGGACCAGCUCCUGAUCAACUGCCCAGGUUGUCAGAAUCUUACAAAGGUGCAGCACAUCUUCAGCCAUGGAGUUAUUCUCAGUGAUGCACUCCAAUUCCAGCAAGCAGCGGGCCAACAAUGCCCACAGCAAGCCUUGUGUUUCUCUUCUGUAAGGUCUUCUUUUGCUUCUGAGAACUGGGUUAGAAUAUGAGCGAUGGUAGAGUAUAGUUAAAUAGCUGGGCCCGCGUGCAGUAGCCUGAAAAGUUGUGUGUUCAAUUCCCGGCUUCCACCAUUGUGUCCUUCAGCAAGGCACUCAAAAAAAUAAAAUAAAAACCUCAAGAUGCUCUGGGGACAAUGUGGUCCCUUGAUCUAAUUGACAUAAGUGUACUUUGUCCGUUAAAUUAAUACAUGUAAGUAGACACAGUGUCAUGGUUGUUAUAUGGUUUACUUAUAAAACCAUCCCCUCAGAGAGCCUUGUGUUUGUGUUCUACAAGUUUGUGUACUGCUCCCGAGAACUGUGCUAUAAAAUAGUGUAUAUUUGUUUAUAAAAUGAAACCCUUAGUACCUGAGAUCACCACAAGGGGGCCCUAACACCAUUGAGUGGGGAACUCUGCCUCCUCCCAGAUGCCCAAACCAUUACCCUCUGUGGUUUAUGGUAACCACAGUGGGCUUCAACUACUCUCAUUUUAAAAGUUAAGAUCAGCAGAUAUGAUAUGUUUCACAACGAACAGAUGAAGUUGACUUAAUAGUAAAUUAAUAUUUUCCAAAAGAGACUCAAUUGUUAUUGAAGAAGGGAAAACACUGACUGAGACACUGACUUUUUACUUUUUUGUGUGUGUGAUGUUACCACAAAAGUCAUUUUCUGUGGCUCAUAAACAUCGAAUUUGUGUACACUGUCUACACUGCACUAUAUCCUGUCAAGUGUGCAGUAUGUAGCUACCAUCUGUCUAUACUUUGUAUAUCACAUUGCACUUUUCUGCUUUUUUGCACUUCUGGUUAGACGCAAAUUGCGUUUUGUUGUCUUUGUACUUGUACUCUGUAUAAUGACAAUAAAGAUGAA
Messenger RNA from Sardina pilchardus (European sardine), 2090 nucleotides. RefSeq lists its product as uncharacterized. The record is from RefSeq and is a predicted model, not a curated record. NCBI's taxonomy places the organism in Eukaryota, Metazoa, Chordata, Actinopteri, Clupeiformes, Clupeidae. Bases 107 to 1135 code for a protein of 342 amino acids. The transcript is spliced from 9 exons.